AACCACGUGUCAAACAAUAAUAGCCAAAGGAAUUCUAAAAAACCUUUUGCUUUUGAUCUCUCCAGGAGCAUCCCAUGCAAAACACCACACGUCAACAGUCUUAUGCUGCUGCUCCCUCCUCUCUCACCCUUAUAUAUCAACUGCCAAAGAUUUUGUUAAAAUAAAAAUAAAAGAUAUUUCCCAUCCACCCCAUCAAUCGCCUACACUGUCAUCAGUCAAAAGACAGUGAACAAAAUCCUAUCAAAAUCUCCAUUUCUCCAACCUCUUUCUGUUUUGGCCGUAGCCGUAGCCGUACUCUUAACUAUUAAGGGUGAAAAAUAAUGGAUUUUUUCAAAAGCACCAUGCCCAUUUGCCCUCAGCAUUGUUCACGAUGGGCUAGAGUUUACAUGGAGUAUUGUCUUUGCAAUAUGAAAGAUGGGGUUUCAUUAAGUUUAGGUAUGAUUAGUGUUUUGAGUUGGGGUGUUGCCGAGAUACCUCAAAUCGUUACAAACUAUAAGGAGAAAUCCACUGAAGGACUUUCCCUUGCUUUCUUGUUGACAUGGAUUAUUGGGGAUCUUUUCAAUGUUUUUGGCUGCAUGUUGGAACCGGCUACUCUUCCAACACAAUACUACAUGGCAGUGUUGUAUACAAUGACCAGCACACUUCUUACUGCACAAACUGUUUACUAUGGUCACAUCUAUCAUCGACUGAAAAGCAAUAGACGACGCCCCAAGGGCCCUGUCUCCAGUCAUUCUGAAGAGGCUGGAAGAAUUAAACAAGGAAAUAGUGAUGCUAGUGCACAAGUCAACAGUGCUGAUAAACAGAGAAAUGAACCUGCAGCUCCUGAUGGAACAAAUGGUUUGAGUUCACCAAUUCCUUUUCGAACACUUCCUCAAAAAAGUUCCCCUGAAAGAGAUCUAUACUACGCGUCAGCAAGAUCUCUUUCAAGCAGCCAUACUCCCACAGUAGGAUCCUUUUUAGCACAAAGAACGACUCCUCCAUCAUUUUCGAUUGGGAAUUCAAUUGAAGAGCCAUUGCUUGGUGAAGAUGUAGACACACAAUCUGCACCGAAUUUGAACACCAAAACCAUGCUAUGUGUGGUAUCUGUUGUCACAUUCCUUGGAACACUUAAUCUUCACCAUUCAGCAAACAGCAGGCUUGACAGGGUGUUUGAAAAUAAAAAUCAAGGAAUUUUCAUUCAAGUAGGAAGAAAGAUUUUGCAGACAAGUAGCAUAAUGUCACAUGAAAAUGAUAUUGAUGGAAAUGUAAUCGGAACGUUCCUUGGUUGGUCGAUGGCAGCUAUUUACAUGGGUGGACGGCUUCCACAAAUCUGCCUAAAUAUCAAGAGGGGCAAGGUUGAGGGGCUUAAUCCAUUAAUGUUCGUCUUUGCUUUGGCUGGAAAUAUCACAUAUGUAGCAAGCAUACUAGUCGAUAGCUUGGCAUGGUCAAAGAUCAGAGCAAACCUACCAUGGCUGGUGGACGCAGGAGGUUGUGUGCUGCUUGACACUUGUAUACUGCUUCAAUUCAUCUACUUUCGCUACCGGAGGCAUCAAGUAGAGGAGGACAAGCUACAAAGCUCCAAUGGAGCUUAGAUAGUAAUGAAACAUGUUGACUAAGGCUUUUUUUUUAUUGGUUUAGGCACCGUAAUGGAUCCAUGGCAUCUCAACAUUCAUAGCCUCCCAUCAAACUUGAUCAGGCAUAAGCCUUGCUGCAAAUGGCCAUCUUGCGGUGAUAAUAACUCUUCAUUUGGAUUUUGUUGGGUGAGCUAAGCGAUAGAAGUUCUGAUUGUUAUUUACCGUUUGGACUUCCAUGGCAGAAGACCACCUUGUAUUUCUCCUCCAAUCUGGUUCAUUCCUUCGUUUUUUAGCUGUCAGAAAAUGGAUGGGAACUGACUCGAUGAGCUCCAACUCAUUUUCUUUCUUCCACCCCGUUUUUCAUUCAAUUAUGAGUUACGUGAAUCUGAUCGUA
Messenger RNA from Populus euphratica (Euphrates poplar), 1947 nucleotides. RefSeq names its product lysosomal amino acid transporter 1. The transcript has 14 exons. NCBI's taxonomy places the organism in Eukaryota, Viridiplantae, Streptophyta, Magnoliopsida, Malpighiales, Salicaceae. Bases 321 to 1571 code for a protein of 416 amino acids. Gene Ontology annotation, cellular component: membrane. The record is from RefSeq and is a predicted model, not a curated record.